AUGAGGGCAUCUCCGCCGUCGUCGACGAGUGCGCUCGCCGCCUCGGCGUGGCUGAUCGUGCUGCUCGGCUCCGCCGCCCUCGUCACCGCCUCCCACGACGCAGGAUUCUCGCCGCCGCCGACCGCCGUACCCGCGGUUCCGCCGCGCCCGGCACCCCGCGCCGUCGCCACCGCCGCGCCCCGGCCCCUGCCCCUGCCCCGGAAGAUCCUCCGCCCGCCAGGCGUGGACGGCGGCGCGGCGGGCAACGUCACCGGCGGCGGCGGGGGAGCAGGAGCGGGCGGGCCGGUGCGCCCGAGCCGGAUGGACGAGGGGUGCGCGGGCGCGGAGGACAUCGAGAUCUACCAGGGCCAGGCGUCGCCGCUGCCGAGCGGGGUGCCGGCGUACAGGGUGGACGUGGUGAACCGGUGCCUGGGCGGCGACCUGGACGGCGGCGGCGAGUGCGCGAUCGCGGGCAUCCACGUGCGGUGCGGGUGGUUCAGCUCGGUGAGCCUGGUGGACCCGCGCAAGUUCCGCCGCCUGGGGCACGACGACUGCCUCCUCAACGACGGCCGGCCGCUGCUCGGCGGCGACACCAUCUCCUUCGAGUACGCCAACUCGUUCAAGUACGACCUGUCCGUCCGCGUCGCCACCUGCGUCGACCCCACCGCCUCGCCGUAGCCACCGCAACCUCGGAUCCACCCCGUCCCACGAUACGAGUAUAAACUCAAUACCACCACACUACAGUUAGGAGCAUCUAUCAGUUGGUCAGUCAGUUGCCAGUAGCAGCACAGCACACUGCAGGGAAUUCUUGGUUCUCGCUUCGCAUGGGUAGGCAGUCAGUCAAGAAGUGUAAGUAGCUGGUAGGUGAGGGUGAUUUUGUUAGCUUGUUGGAUCGUGCCUGCGAGCGAGCUGUGAGGGAAGCUGCGUUUUAUGUUUUUGUUUUGUUUUUGCCAGAGAUCCAGGAUCACGUGUACUGUACAUGACACGCUCGCAUGGAGCGGUGCAAACUGCAAAGGACCCCCCGGGAGGAAAUGCGAGCACUUGUUUGGAAUGUGACUUU
This is a messenger RNA of Panicum virgatum (switchgrass), 1039 nucleotides long. RefSeq names its product TPD1 protein homolog 1A-like. The record is from RefSeq and is a predicted model, not a curated record. The transcript has 3 exons. The coding region runs from base 1 to 657 and encodes 218 amino acids. NCBI's taxonomy places the organism in Eukaryota, Viridiplantae, Streptophyta, Magnoliopsida, Poales, Poaceae. Gene Ontology annotation, biological process: cell fate determination.